CAUACUUUAGUUCGCCACCACCGAUCGGCACGUUGGGGCAGGUGACCUCCACUCGCAAAGAAGGGCCGGCGAAGGAGAGCGAGAGCGGGAACAGGCGGGGUGUGGUGACAGGGACUUUCCCUCUCAUCUCUUCCCUUCUUUCCGUUCUCUCGGCUUCCCGCCGAGCUAUGGAAGCUUCGUUUCCCGCGACAAUAGGAAGCAAGCGAUCCUCACUCCUCAUCUCCUCUACUUCCCUCGCCGCCACCAACUCCGCCUUCCUCCUCCAAUCCAACGGCCAGUCCGCUCCCUCCGCCAAGCGCCACCGCCCCCCGCCUCCCCCCGUCGUCAUGCUCCCCGGGCAAACCGCCUUCCGGCUUCUCUGCCCUUCCGCCCUCGUCGGUGGCGUUAUCGGCAAGUCCGGCAGUGUUAUCCAGCUCUUCCGCCAGGAGACCGGCGCCCUUAUCCGCGUCGAGGAGGCGGUCCCCGGCUGUGACGAGCGCGUCAUCCUCGUCGUCGCUGCCACGAAGAAGAAGGAGAGCAAUGCCGCCGAGGGAGAGGGGGAAGUCUCCGUUGCUCAGGAUGCCCUCGUCAGGGUUUUCGAUAGGGUUUUGAAGGUCGAAGAUGAGAAACCGGCUGCCGGCGGGACCGGGUCGACGGUGACCUGCCGACUGCUCGCGUCUACGGGCCAGGUUGGCGGGGUCAUGGGCAAGGGCGGAAAGGUCGUUGCAAGGAUCAGGAAGGAGACUGGCGCCAAAAUUAGGGUUUUGCCCGUCGAGCAAUUACCGGCUUGUGCUGCUCCCUCGGAUGAGUUGAUUCAGAUUGUGGGAGAUGCUUCAGCAGUAAGGAAAGCUCUCAUAGCUGUAUCACGGUGUCUUCAAAACAAUCCACCAUUGGAUAAACUUCAAUCCAUGGCAAAUAGACCUGUCGGAUCACUUCCUCAUGGCAGCUUUGGCAACGUACGUGGUGAGCCAUCUUCAAGAAGGAACUCUUUGCCCAUGACUGGUGCAUCUGCUUCUGGUCCAUCUUCUCGAGGUGCUGUGGAUCAUCUUCCAGGAGGUCACUCGUUGAGACUAGAAGGGGCUGAUGGUAUUUCAUCCUCGGGUCAAAGAAGGGGUCAACAAGAGGUUGCUUUUAGAUUGGUUUGCUCCGAUAACAUGGUAGGCGGUGUAAUUGGCAAAGGGGGAGCUAUUGUCAAAGCAUUGGAGAAUGAAACUGGAGCAUCUAUAAGUGUGGCUCCACGCGUGUCAGACUCGGAGGACCGUGUCAUCACCAUUUCCGCUAUGGAGUAUCCAGAAUCACAAUUAUCUCGUGCACAAAAUGCUGUCAUUCGUGUUCAUGCUAGAUCUGUAGAAGCAGGUUUGGAGAAAGGUUUAGUGCAAGGCUCAGAGAAGGGUGAUUCUGUAUCUGCCAAGGUUCUUGUACAGGCAGAUCAAAUUGGGUGCUUGCUUGGUAAAGGUGGCACAAUUGUUGCAGAGAUGAGGAAAGCAACUGGGGCUAGUAUCUGGAUUUUCAGACAGGAUCAGGUCCCAAAAUGUGCUUCCAAGAAUGAUGAAUUAGUACAGAUAACCGGCACCAUUCAGAGCGUUAGAGAGGCUUUGUGUAUGGUGACUUCCAGGCUUAGAGAUAACAUGUUCCCAAACAGACCUGGUUCAGGAUCUGCAUCUUUACCAUCAGCUGUACCUGCCGUUGGUUCUUAUGGUGUAGCCCAUGAAGCAACCACCACCGGACCAUACUCAUCACACAAUUUUGAAAAGCCUUCUUCUCUGACUCUUAGUAUUGACAGUUUAACAUUGCCAAUCUCCGAUAAAGCUGGACUUUCAGACAGCUUUAACCAUCUAUCAUCAACAAAGUUAUGGGAGCCACAGGCAUUGACAACGGGGAAUCAGAGGAGCAUUCCAGAUAUUGGGCAAGUUUUAUCUACAGUGAGAAGCGGAACAGAUACUGCAAGUGCAAGCAAAUCUGCAGUUAUCACUAAUACUACCGUAGAGAUCUCAGUUCCUGAACGUGUUUUUGGUGCUGUUUACGGAACGAACGGAAGCAACCUAAACAUUAUCAGACAGAUUUCUGGCGCAAAGGUCAUAGCGCAUGAUCCACUUCCAGGAGCAGCAGCAGGCACCGUCAUCAUAUCCGGAACUCCAGAACAAACGCAGUCAGCACAGAACCUUCUUCAGGCUUUCAUUCUUAGCGGGCCAGGAAUAGCAGAUCUUAGAAAAAUAUGAUGCUUGUAUGCAUGCCAAGAAAAUUUUCCGUUUCUGCUUGUGUACUAUGAUAAUUUAUAACAAUUAUAGUUCAGAGUUGAAAUUUAAAAUCCCAGGUUGGUUUUC
Molecule: messenger RNA, 2303 nt
Organism: Nymphaea colorata (pocket water lily)
Lineage: Eukaryota; Viridiplantae; Streptophyta; Magnoliopsida; Nymphaeales; Nymphaeaceae
Product: KH domain-containing protein HEN4-like
Exons: 7
Coding region: 168-2198 (676 amino acids)
Biological process (GO): regulation of gene expression
Cellular component (GO): nucleus; cytoplasm
Molecular function (GO): mRNA binding
Source: RefSeq, a predicted model, not a curated record